ACAACCUAGUUUGCGUAGGAUAUGUGUCGGUAGCCAACAUUGGGGGUGAGGCAAGGCGAUGAACGUCAAGCAGCUAACUAGCUAUCUGGCACGGUCAAAACACUGUCGCGCUAACUAAACCUUGCUUGAUUUGACUACUAUGUUGACUUGAGCUAAGCUUUCAACAUGGUACAGAAUGUUUUUAUCUAUCCACCAGACCACCUCCACUACUAGAAGUAGUGGCCCACAGUUACAUAAUUUGACCAUUCUAAGCUUAGAGAAUACAAAACAGACGCGUGCAUAAAUGUAUGUUUGUGUAAAUGAGUGCUACUAGAUAUUUUGAUGUUGGUAAACAGUAAACAAAUUCUGCUACAGACAAAUUAUCUAGCUAGCAGCUGAUGUAACCCAUAUUUAGACAAUGGCUGCUCUUCUGUGUUUAUAUCAGUGGAGGCUCAUCAUCCUCAGUGAAUUUCAUAAAUAAAAACCUUUUUAGAUAAAACUAUGCUAAAUAUAUUCACAUGUCACCAAAUAAUGGAUUAAAACACACUGUAUGCAAUGAAGGUCUACAGUAUCCUAAGCAGCACUCUAGUGUAGCACCAUGGUGUAGCUGGAGGACAGCUAGCUUCUGUCUUCCUCUGGGUACAUUGACUUCAAUACAAAACCUACGAGGCUCAUGGUUCUCACCCCUUCCAUAGACUCACACAGUAAGACAACUUCCGGAGGACGUCCUCCAACCUAUCAGAGCUCUUGCAGCAUGAACUGACAUGUUGCCCACCCAAUCAAAGGAUCAGAGAAUGAACCUAGUACUGAAAGCACAAGUUACAGAUAGCUAGCACUGCAGUGCAUAAAAUGUGGUGAGUAGUUGACCCAGAGAAAGAAAAUAGUUGAACAGUUUUGAACAAAUUGAUUUCUUCCAAAAUUAAGGAGAAGUGAGAGAGAAAGCUAGCCAUAUUUCGUAGUAUAAACGUUUUCACUUUCACUGUCUUAGUUAGCAUUAAAUGCAGCUAGCUAGCUUAGCCUACUCAAAACACCCAGCUCACACAGAGAGGGAGGCUAUAUUAGCUAGCUGGAUAUGGCUAUCCAACACGGGAACUCUUCCAAGUCAAGGCUCUUAACCGGGGUUUAGCAGGUUUUAAAGAGGAUGCAGUUGAGAUGCUAGCCAGCUACGGGCUGGCUUAUUCGCUAAUGAAGUUCUUCACUGGGCCCAUGAGUGACUUCAAGAACGUGGGCCUGGUGUUUGUCAACAGCAAGAGGGACAGGGCCAAGGCUGUGCUUUGCAUGGCGGUAGCAGGCACAAUAGCAUUCAUCCUUCAUGUUCUCAUAGCCCAUACAGACUUAGGCUACUACAUCAUCAAUAAGCUGCACCAUGUGGACGACUCCGUGGGCAACAAGACCAGGAGGGCUUUCCUCUACCUGGCCGCUUUCCCUCUGCUGGACGCCAUGGCUUGGAUCCAUGCUGGAAUUCUCCUUAAGCACAAAUACAGCGUCAUCGUAGGCUCUGCCUCCAUCUCUGAUGUUAUCGCUCAGAUUGUGUUUGUGUCCAUCCUGCUGCACAGUAACCUGCCGUGUGUGGAGCCCCUGCUCAUCCCCAUCCUCUCACUGUACAUGGGAGCCCUGGUGCGCUUCACCAUCGUGGGCCUAGGCUACUACUACAACAUCCACGACAAGAUCCCCGACUCCAGUGGACUUGACGUGGGGGGAGAUGCCACCAUCAGGAAGAUGUUGAGUUUCUGGUGGCCUCUGGCCCUCAUCCUGGCUACCCAGCGGAUCAGCAGGCCCAUUGUCAACCUCUUUGUGUCCCGGGACCUCAAGGGGAGCAGCGAAGCUACUGAGGCAGUGGCUGUGCUCACUGCCACCUACCCUGUGGGUCACAUGCCCUAUGGCUGGCUGACUGAACUGAGAGCUGUCUACCCCGCUUUCGACAAGACCAAUCCCAGCAAUAAGCUCAUAUCCGGCACACCGGUCACAAAGACUCAUAUCAAAAAGUUUACAGCCUGUUGUUUGGUGCUAUCGCUCACGCUCUGCUUUGUGGUGUUCUGGACCCCUCACAUCUCAGAGAAGAUUCUAGUGAAUGUGAUUGGUGUGGACCUUGCCUUCGCUGAGCUCUGUGUGGUUCCACUAAGGAUUUUCUCCUUCUUCCCUCUGCCAGUGACAGUCCGGGCCCACCUGACUGGCUGGCUCAUGACCCUGAAGAAGACCUUUGUGCUGGCCCCCAGCUCUGUGCUCCGCAUCAUCGUCCUCAUCACAAGCCUGGUCGUGCUGCCUUAUAUGGGUGUCCACGGGGCCACACUGGGGGUUGGGUCUCUGUUGGCUGGUUUCAUAGGGGAGUCUACCAUGGUGGCCAUUGCGGCCUGCUAUGUCUAUCGAAAACAGAAAAACAAUGAGAUGGCCAGUGAGCUGGUGGUGGAGGGAGAGGACUCGGCACCUAUGAGCGAGGUGUGUUCCAGAACUCAGAUGGAUGCCAUUGAGGAGCUCCAGGAGGAGGAGCUCCAGGAGUAGAGGCACAUGGAGAGAGAGAGAGACAGACAGGAGAAAUUGGAGCUGAGCUCCAUUAGAAAAAAGGGAAUUCCAGCGGAAGAGGACCAUGGGUAGGCCCCAAUACCGGACCUGAGAGAAGAACACAGAUUGCUUAAUAGGCUCCUUGAAUGGAUGAUCAGCCAUGAUGAGGAACACGCACUGUACAGACAAGCCAUGCACUGAAAUCCAUGUAAAUACCUUCCAAUCCUCUGGACAAUUAAUGUAUUCAUGAACUGCAGAAAUAGGAUAAGUAUUAAUCACUUUCAUCAUCGUGUUACUGCUAGUUGAGCAUGGGAAAUAACUGAUGUAGGAAAACCGGUCCUCAGCUAAGGGAAAUGUGUUGUGGAGAAAUUGAAACAUUAUUUUACUUGGAUAAUCAAGUAAAAGAAGCACAGCUUUAUUUUAUUUUAAUGCUGGAACAUUUUAAAAAGGACCUGUUGAGUUGGGCAAGUGUAUUUUACAUUGAAUGGUGUUCAAGAACUAGAGUUCUGUUUUAUAUAGGCGACGGGAAUUUGCAAAGUGUAUAUUAACUUGCAGAAAGGGGUCGGGAAUCCCUCAGUAUCUUAGUGGGUGUGUGUGACUGUGUUUGCAUCAUUAUGCUCGUCCACUUUAUGCAGUCUGGGAAUGUUUCAUUUUGACAAGUAUAGCUAUUUUCUUAAUAGCACAUUCUGACUGUUCGAUGUACAUAUUGUAAAGGCAUUAUAUUAUUUGGCAAAUAAAUUGUUAUUUAAAGAGCC
Molecule: messenger RNA, 3233 nt
Organism: Oncorhynchus mykiss (rainbow trout)
Lineage: Eukaryota; Metazoa; Chordata; Actinopteri; Salmoniformes; Salmonidae
Source: RefSeq, a predicted model, not a curated record